AUGAGAGAGAAGAAUAAAAAUCUGAAGAUCCAGCUGGCAAAAGUGCAGGAGGAGCUGGAGAAAGAGAGAGAACUCUGCCGUGGUCUCCAAGAGGUCCUAUUAAAGAAGUUUGAGGAGUCCACCAUUCCUGACAUGCCAGUGCAGGCAGUGGACAGUGCAGAAAGGUUUGCAGGGCAGGGUGACGCCACAGCAACUUACAACCCAACAAGCUGUCAGCAGGUAGCAGAGUCACACCCUGCACCUCCAGUCCACAAUGCAUCUGCCAGCAUUCAGAUGAUUCACGGAAAUGUUGGUUUGCAAUUUGCUGCAGCAGCAGCUUCUGUUGGUGGCCAGGGACAAGAACUGUCUGAAGCCAACUGCACAAAUGAGGCUCUGCUGCCCCCCGUGAUGGCUUCCGUUGGCAAUAAGGUUCACCUUGGCAAUGGAAUAUUCAUUGCAGAUGAGAAGAUGACCUGGAUGAUGCAAACAAAGUCAGAUUCCAAAUUUUUAAGAGAGGUGGUGCGGACGAUAUGGUCGCCCGAGGAGCUUCGUGGUCGGAGCAUCACGGGCAAGCCCUGUCAGAGGCUAUUGAAGAAUGGGACAACGGCCAAACGGGCACUUACCCCUCGCAAGCUUAUGGCUGUCACAAAUGCAUUUCAAGCAUUCGUUAACAAGAAUGCUUGUCCCAAAGGCCUCACUGUGCAACAGCGAACAGGAAUGAAAAACCGUCUACUUGCCGACUUUCUGAAAACAAUGUGA
Molecule: messenger RNA, 738 nt
Organism: Ornithodoros turicata
Lineage: Eukaryota; Metazoa; Arthropoda; Arachnida; Ixodida; Argasidae
Exons: 6
Coding region: 1-738 (245 amino acids)
Biological process (GO): negative regulation of DNA-templated transcription
Molecular function (GO): DNA binding
Source: RefSeq, a predicted model, not a curated record